Messenger RNA from Wickerhamiella sorbophila, 3801 nucleotides. Its product is annotated as Nucleoporin AMO1. NCBI's taxonomy places the organism in Eukaryota, Fungi, Ascomycota, Dipodascomycetes, Dipodascales, Trichomonascaceae. The record is from RefSeq and is a predicted model, not a curated record. Gene Ontology annotation, molecular function: protein binding. Bases 1 to 3801 code for a protein of 1266 amino acids. The transcript has a single exon.
AUGAACCACCUUGCAAUAAUACGUCUAUUCUACUACACUCAAGGUUUCGAAGCUAAUUCCUGCCAGUUACAGACACUCGAAAUAUCUCGAGUCCCCAGUGUUGCUGACAUCAACAUGGAAGAGAAAGAGACGGACGAUUGGGCAUUUCGAAAGCUUGGACCAGAGGCUGGAGUGCCGGUUGUAGAAAGAUACGACGAGGUACCUCAGGAACGUGUGAACUUGUUUGAUAUUUCCAACGGGGACAGCGAAACAGCUCUAUUUGCCGCGGCUGGCUCCAAAGCGGUUGUGGUAGGCAAGGCUGAGGCACUGUACCAAAAGCUGGCGAUCAAUUCGGAGCUUGAGACAAGAUCUAUUCCUGUAAGCAACCCCCUUUUUGUUCAAAUUCUUGCGAAUGCUUCACAGAUUGCUGUAUACGAUCAGCAAAACGAAUUAACCCUUUUUGGCGCUGACGGAACAAAACAAUGGUCCUCCACAAUUGAGGGUAUCACACAGCUUGAAAAACACCCUAGCCAAGCGAGUCUAGCUUAUAUUUGCAAUGGCAACGCGUUUUUACUUACCGAUUCGGUCACCCAGAAGCUCGGUGAAGCCAAGAGGCUUUGUUUUGAUAGCGAAGGCAAUGCUGUUCUGGGCACUGAUUCAUCGAUCAUGUUCGGAUCUUCAACGGUAAACUUGCCGAAAGAAGGCGUUUUGGUUUAUUUACAGUCCGCUGGAUCUAGUAUCUUGGCAGUAAUCUCGGAAGAUGAUGAGUAUACAGCCUUUCUUUAUACAAGCGGAUCGUGGGUAGAUAUUCCAGAUGCUUGUCCCCCAUUUGGUGAUGAUAGUAGAUAUUUGACAUGGUACAGUGGAGCCGUUGCUAAGUGGAUUGGAAAUGAUCUCUCAGUUCUUGUUGCCAGCGCCUCCCAGUCUUCGGAUAUGCUUUUAGCUACCUCAUCAGAGAUUUUGAGUCCCUCAGAAGACGCAGAUAAGGCUUCUAUGCCAUUUACAGAGGAUGAGACGUCUCCCGUUGGUGCUGCAACUUAUACUGGAAGCUCUCUGGCUCCACCCAAAGGUUUUGCUGGCGUUGAAGAGUUGGCGCCGAUGCCGAUUUGGAUGGUGCUAACUAACGAGGGCUUUGUUACUGGCUGGGCUAUUUUAUCACGUGAAGCUAUCAAAUCAGGAGCCACGCUAUCGACUAAUUUCUCAAUCACUGCCACGUUGAAUCCCCAAGCUAAACUGUCCAUUGAGAAUACUGCUUCAGAGCUGGCCUCUGAAGAAGUUGUUGACCCCGACUUGUUAAGUGGGUUGUCAGUGUCCACAGGCGCAUCUAAGGCGCAACCAACUGUUGAACAAAAAGAGUCGGCCGCAAAGGAGGCUGCAGCUGAAAGUUCUGAAGCAGAUAAAAAGGAGCCAGAGAUCGCAGCGACGUCCUCCGUAAAUCAGAGCUCGCUAUUUGGUGCUGUUCCUUCGUCUUUCGGCUCUUCUUGGGGUUCUUCUAGUGCGUUUGGCAGCAAGCAGCCAAGCUCUGCUCCUAAAAUGCAGUUCAAUUUCUCCUCUUCAAGUCAGCCUGUUGCACCUAGCCCGUCGUUUUCGUUCGGUAAACCUGACACCAAGGAAUCUCCGUUUGGUGCACUUGCUGGUAAGAGUGUUUUUACUUCGGAUACAAGCUCUCCAUUUGCUUCUUUACAAAGUAACAGGCCGAAUGCUUUGGAUACCAACACAGAGUCUCCGUUUGCCUCGGUAACAAAUAAUGAGUCCGCUAAACCAAAGUCGAUUUUCAAUCUUGACAGCAGUCAGAAGAAGGAAAACGAGAAUCCUUUUGGCAAGUUGAAAACUCCAGAGACUAGCAUAUUUGGCCAAUCUGCCGGAGGAGAUCAAAAGAGUGUUUUUGGCCAGCCCCAGGGAGAAGGACUGAAGAGUAUUUCUUGUAAACCUGAAGAGCAAAAGAGUAUUUUCGGUAAACCUGAAGAGCAAAAGAGCAUUUUUGGUAAGCCUACGGAAGAGCAGAAGAGCCUCUUUGGCAAGCCUCAGGCAGAAGAACAGAAAAGCGUUUUUGGCAAACCUGCAGAAGAGCAAAGGAGCUUUUUCGAUCAGCCUACGGGAGAAAAAAAGAGUAUUUUCGGUAAACCUGAAGAGCAAAAGAGCUUUUUCGGUAAACCUGAAGGACAAAAGAGUCUUUUUGGUAAACCGGAAGAACAAAAGAGCAUUGUUGGGAAACCUGCGAGAGAGCAAAAGAGCCUUUUCGGUCAGCCUACGGGGGAACAAAGGAGUCUUUUUGGCAACCCUGCGGAGGAGCAAAAGAGUCUUUUUGGUAAACCUGAGGAGCAAAAGAGUCUCUUUGGUGAACCUGCGGACGAGCCGAAGAGUCUUUUCGGAAAGCAACCUGGCGAAGAACCAAAGAGUCUGUUCGGCGGGCCAUCAUAUGAGCAGCCCAAGAGCCUUUUCGGGAAAGCAGCCGGAGACCCGCCAAAAAGUUUGUUUGGCCAGCCCUCUGGAGAACAGCAAGAGACUGUCCUUGGCAAGCCCGCUGGAGAAACCAAAAGCCUCUUCGGGAAACCCGAGAUUGAUGCUAAGGGCCUGUUCAGUGAGCCAGUUUCGUCAGAUAAAACGCAAGCCAGCCUCGAUUUAGGUGGUCUUGGAGAGGCACUAAAUGACAUGCCUUUUCCAAAACUCACUAUUAAUGAUAGUCCGCUUCCUAAGGCAGAGGCGACAAAUGCCGAUCAUGAAACUCAAACUCGGCCGUCCGGUAUCGAGCCAGUUGCAGCACCAGAUCUCGACGAGGACUCAGAAGCGACAGAAUCUGAGAGCGAAGUUGAAGAUGGCGAAAUUGACUACAGCUUGGAAGAGAGCUUUGCUGACGAGGACGGUAGCGAUCUCACUGGGAGCGAGUCUGUGGUUUCUCUCAGCGUUUCUGAAUCGGUACCUGCGUCUGAACCUGAAGCGAUUCAGACCAGUGCAAUUGAAGAACCUUUAGUCAGUGUUGAUGCAGAGGGAUUCUCGGAAUAUGAAGAAGUUUUGGAUCCUAAUGAGAUAACUUACGCAGAGUUUCCACCCGAGGAUGAAGAAUUGCUCGAAUUUUCGGUCCCCGAGCCUGUGGCACCUCUUUCAGAUUUGGACAGUGCUUAUGCUGAAACAAAUCAGCUUUUCCAAGUUCUCGACUACAAUCUACAAGUGCUUGAAAAUCUCACUGCUAGAGUCAAAAACCAAAACCAGCUCUCAGGUACGCCUGACCUUUUAGACUUUGAAAAGUGGACGUUGGAAAGCAUUCCGAAACUUGCGUCGGUUGUCACCUCGUUGUCCGAAACCGUCAAGAACGAACAAGUGAGCGAUGAACAACUUCAGUCGGCCGGUAAGCUUCGUCAAGGACUUGAGGAGAGCUUUGUGGAUAUCAAUGAGGUUGCAGAGUCCCUAGUAUUUAUGCGGCGAGAUCUGGGCUCCCAGGCCCAACGUAGGCGGCCUCUGCCAUUCACUGCUGCCAAGCUGCAACGCCACAUGCGGGAUCAGUUGGAGACGGUUCAUACGAAACUCAAGCAGUGCGAGGCGUCUAUCUUAAAUUUGAAGGCCAAGCAAAACCCGCCCCGCGUUGCCGAUAUCAAUGUUGCUAUGGAUGUUGUCGAAGCCCAAGUGAACAAGCUGUCUAAUGUAGUUGGCAGCCUCGGUUCCCGUCAGAAGCAGUCUUUGGGCGCGGCAGAUAUCAGUGCGUACUCAGCAUCUAUUUUAGGGCUCUCCGAAAUGAAAGAGUACGACGAGGUGUUUGUGGACCAGCAAAGGCAACGUAAAUUCAUCGAAAAGGUCGGCGCCUCACUACGAAAUAGAACUCUAUAG